Rotaria sp. Silwood2 is the source of this 591-nucleotide messenger RNA. The record is from the annotation of a GenBank genome assembly. NCBI's taxonomy places the organism in Eukaryota, Metazoa, Rotifera, Eurotatoria, Philodinida, Philodinidae.
AUGUUUAUCAUUGCUGGUUAUGAAACGACGUCUACCUCUCUUGCUUGGUCUAUUUAUCAGCUAAGUAAACAUCCACGAGUUCAACAAAAAAUCAAGACAGAGCUGAUGCAGUGUAAUAAUGGUCAAUAUUUAUCAUUGGAUUGUCUCGACUCAUUCAUUUAUUUGGAUUGCUUUAUCAAUGAGGUACUUCGUUUUUCUCCAGCGAUUGAUGCAACAUUUCGUUCAGUGAUUGUCAAUGACUAUCUACCUAAAAGUGGUACUCGACUCUACAAAGGCGAUCAAUUGAUGAUUCCGACAUUUGCUCUCGCUCGAGACACUCGUUAUUGGAAAGUCGAUCCCGAAUUAUUCUAUCCCGAAAGAUUUCUUGACGAAGAUAAAAAUCAUCAUCCAUAUGCAUUUCUACCAUUUGGAGCCGGCCAUCGUCAAUGUCUUGGACAAGAUUUAGCUCGACUAGAACUCAAAGUAAUCCUAGCUCGCAUGCUACAACAAGUGACAUUUUGUGAUGGUGGUUCUGAAGUCAAUGCAGGCGGAUAUGUUGAAAAAUUAACUAUUAUGCCCAAACAUGUUGGAAUCACCAUUGAAUUUAAUUGA